Vombatus ursinus (common wombat) is the source of this 1968-nucleotide messenger RNA. RefSeq names its product olfactory receptor 1I1-like. The record is from RefSeq and is a predicted model, not a curated record. Gene Ontology annotation, biological process: G protein-coupled receptor signaling pathway. Gene Ontology annotation, molecular function: olfactory receptor activity; G protein-coupled receptor activity. Lineage: Eukaryota; Metazoa; Chordata; Mammalia; Diprotodontia; Vombatidae. Gene Ontology annotation, cellular component: membrane.
AUGGUACCAGGAAAUCAAACACAAUUCACUGAAUUCAUCCUCCUGGGAUUUUCUGAGAAGCCAGAGUAGCAGGGUCCCCUCUUUGGGCUGUUCUUGGGCAUGUACUUGGUCACCAUGGAUGGAAACCUGCUCAUAAUAUUGGUCAUUGGCUCUGACUCUCACCCUCACACUCCCAUGUACUUCUUUCUUUCCAAUUUGUCCUUUGUGGAUAUCUGUGUGGUAACCACCACAGUCCCCAAGAUGCUAGUGAGCAUCUUGACACAAAACAAGGCCAUCUCCUAUGCUGACUGUCUUAUCCAGAUGUACUUCUUUUUGGUUUUUGUAGUUUUAGACAUUUUCCUCCUCGCUGCAAUGGCUUAUGAUCAUUUUGGCUGUCACCCUUUAUGCUAUGCAGCCAUCAUGAGUCCUGGUAUCUGUAGCCUACUGGUUCUGCUCUCCUGGAUAAUAAGCCUUCUAGACUCCGUCCUUCACUGUCUGAUGGUAACACAGAUCUCCCUCUGUACAGACCAUGAAAUUUAUCACUUCUUUUGUGAUCUUGCUGAGGUUCUAAAACUAUCUUGUUCUGAAACUCUCAUCAAUUAUGUCUUGAUAUAUUUUGUUGCUGCACUAUUGGGUAUUCUUCCCCUCACAGGGAUCCUUUUCUCUUAUAGUCAGAUCUGUUCUUCCAUUUUGAAAGUCCCACCUGCUCGGGGUAAGUAUAAAGCAUUUUCCACCUGUGAAUCUCACCUCUCUGUUGUUUCCUUAUUCUAUGGCACAGAUUUUGGAGUAUAUUUGAGUUCCUGUGCUACCCGCUCUUCCUGGAAGAGCACUGUUGCCUCAGCACUGUAUGCUGUAGUCACCCACAUGUUGAGCCCUUUCAUCUAUACACUAAGGAAUAAGGACACAAAAGAAACCCUUAGGAGGCUCAUUAGCAAAAUAGCCUCCUCUCACUCCAUUCAUGGCUUAGUUCAAGUGCUAACUCCAACAAGAAUUCCUGAUUUACCGGGACUUCCACUUCCGGGAACCGAGAUGAUGGAAAAAGACAGCCCCAUGGUACCAGGAAACCAAACACAAUUCACUGAAUUCAUCCUCCUGGGAUUUUCUGAGAAGCCAGAGCAGCAGGGCCCUCUCUUUGGGCUGUUCUUGGGCAUGUACUUGGUCACCAUGGUUGAAAACCUGCUCAUAAUGUUGGCCAUUGGCUCUGACUCUCACCUACACAUCCCUAUGUACUUCUUCCUUUCCAACUUGUCCUUUGUGGACAUCUGUAUGGUGUCCACCACAGCCCCCAAGAUGCUACUGAGCAUCUUGACAAAAAACAAGGUCAUUUCCUAUGCUGGUUGUCUUGCCCAGAUGUACUUCUUUAUUGUUUUUGUUGGUUUGGACAAUUUCCUCCUCACUGCAAUGGCCUAUGACCGUUUUGUAGCUAUCUGUCACCCUCUCCUCUAUGCAGCCAUCAUGAGCCCUCAGCUCUGUAGCAUACUGGUACUGCUCUCCUGGAUUAUAAGCUUUCUAAACUCCCUUAUUCACUGUCUGAAUGUAACACAGCUCUCCUUCUGUGCAGAUCAUGAAAUUCAGCACUUCUUUUGUGAUCUUGCUGAGGUUCUGAAACUCUCUUGUUCUGACACUCUCAUCAAUUAUGCUUUGAUAUAUUUUGUUGCUGGACUAUUGGGUUUUCUCCCUCUCACAGGGAUCCUUUUCUCUUAUAUUCAGAUCUGUUCUUCCAUUUUGAAAGUCCCAUCAGCUCAUGGUAAGUAUAAAGCCUUUUCUACCUGUGGAUCUCACCUCUCUGUUGUUUCCUUAUUCUAUGGCACAUGUUUUGGAGUAUAUUUGAGCUCUUCUGCUACCCAUUCUUCCUCGAAGAACACAGUUGCAUCAGCAAUGUUUGCUGUGGUCACCCCCAUGUUGAACCCCUUCAUCUAUACACUAAAGAAUAAGGACAUAAAAGAUGCCCUUAGGAGACUCAUUAGCAGAAUAGCCUCCUCUCAGUGA